CGAAGCGAAAGCAGAAACGGAAAAAAACAGACGCAACCGAAAACAGAGACAAACGAAGAAAGGAGCACAGAGAGAGAGAGAGAGAGCGCGCAAAAAUCAAUGGCUGAGAAAGAACAGCCGCCUCCACCGUCAACGUUGUCAUCGUCAUCAUCAUCGCAAGUGUCGAAAUCGACGGCUUAUAAUCUUCCUUCACGUCCUACGAUCACUCUGCCACCACGUUCCUCCAUGGAGACGCUAUUCAACGGUGGUGGUGGUGGUGGUGGCGGUGGUGGGCCAGGCUUGGGUGGGCUGGGAUUCAGCCCUGGGCCCAUGACGCUGCUCUCCAGCUUCUUCUCCGAUACCGACGAUUGCAGGUCCUUCUCUCAGCUUCUCGCGGGUGCCAUGACUUCACCGGCGGCUAUUCCUUCCCACCAGCGCCAGAGCUUCCCGCCGCCGGAUGAAGGUGGUUCCGGCGCCGGAGAUGACGAUUUUCGGUUCAGGCCGAAUCGACCUUCGAAUUCGGCGGUUCCACAGUCGCCGAUUUUCACCGUUCCGCCGGGGUUGAGCCCCGCCGGCUUGCUCGGCUCGCCGGGGCUGUUCUCGCCGGGCGGCCAGGGACCCUUUGGAAUGACACACCAGCAAGCUCUGGCACAGGUCACAGCUCAGGCUGCACAAGCCUAUUCCCAUAUGAAUGUCGAACCAGAUUACUCGUCUUCAUUAUCAGCAGCACCGGCUACAUCAUUAACACAGCUUCCAGCCUUUACAUCCAACGCAACUGCACAUCAGAAGGUGCCACCCUCAGUACCAGACUCCAGUGUUGCAAUGAAUGAAACAUCCGAUGUCUCUCAUUCUGAUCAGAGAUCCCAACCUUCGACAUUCACUGUUGAUAACCCUGCUGCUGAUGGCUACAACUGGCGGAAAUAUGGGCAGAAGCAGGUGAAGGGUAGUGAAUUCCCUCGAAGCUAUUACAAAUGCACGCAUCCCAAUUGUCCUGUCAAGAAAAAGGUUGAGCGCUCUCUUGAAGGCCAAGUAACCGAAAUAAUUUACAAGGGCCAGCACAACCAUCAACCACCUCAAACCAAUAAGCGUGCAAAGGAUACUGGAAAUUCCAGUAGUCUGGGAAAUCCGGACUUAGCCUCCCAAGUUCAAGGUGGGAAUUCGAACAAAUUGAGAGGGAUGGCUCCUUAUUCAAUGUCUAAGAAGGGUCAGGAAUCUAGCCAAGCGACACCUGAACACUUAUCUGCGACUAGUGAUAGCGAGGAAGUGGGUGAUGCGGAAACUGGAGUAGAUGAAAGAGACGAAGAUGAAGAUGAACCCAACCCAAAGAAACGAAGUACAGAGGUCAAGGUUUCAGAGCCAGCUGCUUCACAUAGGACUGUCACAGAGCCUAGAAUCAUUGUGCAGACGACUAGUGAAGUGGAUCUUUUAGAUGAUGGGUAUAGGUGGCGAAAGUAUGGACAGAAAGUGGUUAAGGGCAAUCCUUAUCCAAGGAGCUAUUAUAAAUGCACAAGCCCGGGAUGUAAUGUCCGUAAGCACGUCGAGAGGGCUGCGUCAGAUCCUAAAGCUGUCAUUACAACGUACGAGGGAAAACAUAAUCAUGAUGUACCAGCCGCUAGAAGUAGCAGCCACAACACAGCCCCAAGCACUACAUCGCAGCCUAGACCAGACAAUGCGGUAGCCGAGAAGCACACCUUAAUGAACAAGAUGGAUCUAAGGAACAAUGAUCAACAGCCUAUAGCACGCUCACGAUUGAAAGAAGAACAGAUAACAUAGCUUCUGUGUUGUGAAUGUGAAUGUGAAGAUCAGUGGGCGACAAAUCACACGAAAUUUUGCCAACUAUCAGGCAAAAGGUGCAAGUUAACUUUUCUUAGAUCUGUUUUUCACACUUGAGGCCAUAGUUUUGAUGAAGGCGGUAUCCAACUGCAAUAUACAAAAGAAAGGAAAAAUGGAAAGAAGACGGAGAAGUGAGUUCCAAGACAAAACUUGCUUGGAUUAGGACUGUAAUUCUUGUUGUAUUUAACUAGUUGAAUGAGCAAUAUUUUAUUGCAAUUCUACAUUUCUGUGCAUUCUUUUGUACAUGGGAAUAUAAGUAUUUUUGUUCCAUAUAGUUGCGUAACUGCUGCAUUUGGCCGA
Corylus avellana is the source of this 2112-nucleotide messenger RNA. It is a transcript of the gene WRKY3, whose product is annotated as WRKY DNA-binding protein 3. Gene Ontology annotation, molecular function: DNA-binding transcription factor activity; sequence-specific DNA binding. Lineage: Eukaryota; Viridiplantae; Streptophyta; Magnoliopsida; Fagales; Betulaceae. Gene Ontology annotation, biological process: regulation of DNA-templated transcription. The record is from RefSeq and is a predicted model, not a curated record.